Molecule: messenger RNA, 1066 nt
Organism: Chanos chanos (milkfish)
Lineage: Eukaryota; Metazoa; Chordata; Actinopteri; Gonorynchiformes; Chanidae
Gene: prdx3
Product: peroxiredoxin 3
Exons: 7
Coding region: 43-795 (250 amino acids)
Biological process (GO): hydrogen peroxide catabolic process; cellular response to stress; cell redox homeostasis
Cellular component (GO): cytosol; mitochondrion
Molecular function (GO): thioredoxin peroxidase activity
Source: RefSeq, a predicted model, not a curated record
UCCAAAAGUACUAAGACACUUUGCAGUUUUUGCAUUUUCAAAAUGGCGUCCACCUUGAUGAGAGUCCUGGGGACUUCUGCAAGCAGGGUUGCAGCCCACAGUCUGAAAGCGAUCUCGUCUCAGAAUGGAGCGUCUGCACUUAAAGUAGCCAGGCUUCUCCCCUGCCCAGCUGCACAGAAAGCCUGCUUUUCUACAAGCAGUGCUCGAUGGGCCCCAGCUGUCACUCAACAUGCACCUCACUUCAAAGGCACUGCUGUUCACAAUGGAGAAUUCAAAGAGAUCAGCCUUGAUGACUAUAAGGGCAAAUACCUGGUCCUUUUCUUUUACCCGCUUGACUUCACAUUUGUGUGUCCGACAGAGAUCAUCUCCUUCAGUGACAAGGCCAGCGAGUUCCAUGAUGUCAACUGUGAAGUGGUGGGCGUAUCUGUAGAUUCUCACUUUACCCACCUGGCAUGGACCAACACUCCCAGAAAGAGUGGAGGGCUUGGUCAAAUCCAUAUCCCUUUGCUAUCAGACCUCAACAAGCAGAUAUCCAGAGACUACGGUGUGCUUCUCGAGGGGCCAGGCAUAGCACUGAGGGGCCUGUUCAUUAUUGAUCCUAAUGGUGUGGUCAAACACAUGAGUGUGAACGACCUGCCUGUGGGUCGCUGUGUGGAGGAGACCCUGCGGCUGGUCAAAGCUUUCCAGUUUGUGGAGACUCAUGGGGAGGUGUGCCCUGCCAGCUGGACCCCAGAGUCCCCCACAAUUAAGCCGACUCCUGAGGGCUCAAAGGAGUACUUUGAGAAGGUCAACUAGAUGACCCUGAAAAAUCAAGUAGAAAAUUCAGAAGCAGAAACAUAGACCAUAGCCGAGCUUUCUGGGAGACAGCACUAUCUGGAUACAUGCAUCUGUCCAUUCAGUUUACAGACAUGAAAACCUGCCGUUGCUCUUUGACAGAAACACAGAUAAAUGAACAGAUCUUCUCUGUGAUAAAAUAGCACUUAAAUGUUUGCUGAAAAUAUUCUUACUGUGGAUUAAUGGAUCAUACUGCUAAGUUUGGCUAGUAAAUGACCAUUGUUAAAAUGAA